Cornus florida is the source of this 285-nucleotide messenger RNA. RefSeq names its product CLAVATA3/ESR (CLE)-related protein 45-like. The record is from RefSeq and is a predicted model, not a curated record. The transcript has a single exon. NCBI's taxonomy places the organism in Eukaryota, Viridiplantae, Streptophyta, Magnoliopsida, Cornales, Cornaceae. The coding region runs from base 1 to 285 and encodes 94 amino acids.
AUGGGUUUUUCGGCUUGUAGAGUGAUCUUCCUUCUUGUUUGUAUUGGGUUUCUAUCUAUUCAACCGGAGAUGGUUUCUGGCCUGAGGAGAAUUGAUCUUGUUCUCAGAUGGAACAAAAGUCAGUUGCCAUUUCUACGAAAUCCGCAUAUCUUAAAGGCUGUUGCUUUGGGCGAUCUGCAGACACAGCUGAACAUAGCACCUGCACCUUCAAUGAUGUUCGAUCUGAAUCAAUCGAGCAAAAGAAGAGUUCGAAGAGGAUCAGACCCCAUUCACAAUAGAAGUUGA